Brassica rapa (field mustard) is the source of this 3066-nucleotide messenger RNA. RefSeq names its product receptor homology region, transmembrane domain- and RING domain-containing protein 1-like. Lineage: Eukaryota; Viridiplantae; Streptophyta; Magnoliopsida; Brassicales; Brassicaceae. Gene Ontology annotation, cellular component: nucleus. The record is from RefSeq and is a predicted model, not a curated record. Gene Ontology annotation, biological process: ubiquitin-dependent protein catabolic process. Gene Ontology annotation, molecular function: ubiquitin protein ligase activity.
UAAAAUUUUUUAUUUUUUAUUUUAGUAUUUAUUUUUUAUAAAAUUUUAAACUCUAAUUCCAAAAUCCUACCCCUUAACUCUAAACCCUAAGGUUUGGAUUAAUUAACCCAAGGGGUAUAAAUGUAUAUUUACCUCUUUAAUGAAACCUAUAUUUGUGACUUUGAGUCUUGAGUGCUACUUUGGGAACAAAAACUUGGUUUGGUGUUAUCCUAGUCUUUUUCUAAUGAAAAUAUGUCAUUGAAUUCUUCUUUAUAUACAAUUUGAAUAUUUUAAAAUAUGAUUUUUUUUUUUGUUAGGAUCCAUGUUCACUACCACUAUUUUUCGUAACUGUAACUAAACAAACCGAUUUUACAUUUUGUACUCUACUUACCGGCUUUCAUGUUUGUAUGAUGCAGGGUUUGAAAGGACAAAGUCAAAGCAUAAAGAUGUUGAGAAGUUGAAAUGAUCUUUUGUUAGUAUUUAAUGUAACUUCAGUUUGUUAAUUCGAAUCCUGUCUUUAAUACCUUUAAAUAAAAUAAUUAACUAGUUAAAACAUAAAUUAGAAAGAAAAAAAAACAAUAAAAAACGACAGCGUUUUGUUUUUUGUGUGGAGAGAACGGCGAUGUUUUGGUGACUGUUAUUCAAGCCUCAAAAGUAGGAUUGGGAUAAACGGGCCUGAUAUGAAUUUGGUGAUGUUUAAUGUGGGCCAAAAUAACGGGAAAGCCCAUCAUAAAUGAGAGAAGAGAAAAAAAAGAAACGACAGCGUUUUGUUUGUGUGGAGAGAACGACGACGUCGAGUGUUAUUCAAGGAGAGAGAGAGAGAGAGAGUAACGUCGUGAUUUCCCGCUCAAGGCUUCAUCUUCAUCUUCUCCUCUCGAGAGGCAGAGCUCUCUGCAAAAGGAAAGAGGAGUAAUUUCGCAAGAUCUAAGAUGGUGGAUUUUGAGCAACUCAGGAUCUUUGAAACUAUACUCAGAGAGUUUCUAAAAUCUUUUCUUCUGCAUAUUCAACUGUGGCUUGAUGUGCUAGACCUUCAAGUGGGAGUGGAUGAGCUUGAGUUUUUGGUGAUACUGAUACAUUGGUUUCCCUUCCUUCUCUUCCGCGAGUUUGUGGGGUUUCUUUUAUGGGUCAUCAUUCAAGCCAUAAAGCUUGCCCAAUUACUUCUUUGGCACUACAUCAGUUGGCAAGAGCGCCAUGCGGAGUUCGAGGUCGUGUAUAUUGAGGCUGCGAAUGCUCCAACACGCACUCCUCCACUUCCUGCACACUUUCUUCACUUUCUACCCCUGUCUACAAUGGCCGAAAGCACUGACAAUGACAUAUGUACCAUUUGCCAAGAGCCUUACAGAGCAGGAGAUGCAGUGAGGACACUCCCUUGCGACCAUUCCUUCCACUCUAUAUGUGUUGACCAGUGGCUUAUUUCGGACCAUGGUGAUUGUCCUCUUUGCAAACAAGCCAUCGUCUCAGAAUAACACAUCUGCCGUCAAUCUGAGGACUUUGAUAGAGCCAGCCAGGAAUGAAUAAUAUCACAAAAUGAGUAAAACCAAUAGUGCUAUUCUUUUGUAUACCAUCUCUUGAUUGACUAAAACAUGAUAUUUUAGCUUACUAUCUUGAUAGAGAUUUGAGACCCUCUUGUCACACUACAUGCUUAAUCAAUUUGUACAUAUACCAAAGCUGCGUACCUAUAUUGAAAUAAUUAGUGGUACCUUCACUUUAUUUUUAUAUCGCUCAAUUCAUUUAUUUUUGUAUAUUUUACGUAUUUAUUUCAUGAUUAGUGAGUGGUAGAUUCUUUUUUUUUUUUGUGCAAAAUUUUAGUGGUAGAUUCACUUUCACAUAAUGUUUUACUAUGAUAUAUAUAUAUUAUCAUAUUUUGUUUUAUAGAUCCCUAUUUUUUCCAGAAUUAUUAUGUUGUUAGAGAGGUAUUACACAUCCAUUAACUAAAAAUUUGAUUGUUGUGGAUUUUUUUAUUGUUAAGAAAAAGUAAACAAUGUAGAUUAUUGUUCUGAUAUGUUAUACUAGAUGUCUUGCUUUCGAUGUAUCUUGCUUGCCAAGUUACCACCACCUUUUUCAUGUCAAACAACUUGUGACAAGAACAAAAUGCUUUAUCCAAAAGUUUUUCUUAGUAUAUUAACCAUUAUCUUUUCUGUUUAUCAUAUCUAUUGGGUAGAAUGCAUAUGAAAAAUGCCUACCAAUACCAUUCUUCCGAAACUGAUAAUUACUUGUUAACUACUCUUUAUUCAUAUGACCUAGGUUGCAUGAAAUAGAAACGGAUACGUGGAAACGAAACAUUUUGAAACAUGGAAACGUGAUUUUUGAUUAUUUUUUUUUUACUUUGGAAACGUUUUAGAAACGUCUAUAAAUAUAUAUUGAAUUUUCAAGUAACUUGGUAAGUAAUUUUCAACUAACUUUCAUUCAGAAAACCUACUAGAAAUGAUUAUAGAUGGACGUGAGUCUGGAAUAAUGCAAAAUAAUACAAAAAUGAUGUAACUUUGUUGGUCGAAGCUGGAAAAGAUUAUCCUCCAUAAGUAUCACACUCUUCAUAUAGAUCACCAUUAUGUAUUAAUGGCUUAUCAGAUUCUUUAUCUUCUUACUCUUCUUAGAUUUAUUGAUCUUUUGUAGCAACUUCAUCUGAAAGAAAUAUUCAGUUCCUCUAUGAUGAUCAGAGUAAUAUUCUAGCCCAACAUCGCAUUGUAACUAGGUAGAGAAGACCGUAACGAAAGGUUUAAUCAGUUUUGCUCCUACUUUUCUUUGCAGUUUAUGUGGAAGCGAUCAAACUGUAAUGGAACGAGCUAUAGCUGCCCCAUAACUAAAUAAACUCCAUUUUACAAAAUUAAAAUUGGUAUUAUGUUGAUAUAAAUGCCAUAAUGAAGAAACUUUUAGCCAUGUGUUGUGUUUGUAUUUUACCAGGUGAUUGAAAAUAGGGCAAUUGUCAAUAAUAGCAUCUUUUGAAGUUUAUGUCUCAAAAAUAACACUAGAAGGAGAAAGUCACAAAAAUGACAUUCAUUAAAGGGUAAAAUAUCCCUAAUACCCUUGGUUUAAAAUUAAAUAAACAAACAAAAAUAAAUAUAAAUAAAUAAAAUAAAAAUAAAAAAA